AUGGCUUUGUUCAAUGUUGAAGGUUGGGAUUUGAAAUCCGAAAAGGUUGCUUUUGAUAAUAGUACCACUAAGAGUAGAAAGAAGGCUGCUAGUAAGAAAGAUGGUAACGACAAGGUAAAAAGGGGUGAAAAGCGUAAGAGGGAUGAUGAGGAAAGGAAAGUUGAGAAGCCGGUUGUUUCUGAAUCUGAUAAGCAUGAACCUGAACCAUUGUCAUCAUCGCCGAUUGUUAAAAGAGAGUUGACACCAUUACAGAAGAAGAUGAUGGCUAAGCUGAGUGGUUCUCGUUUCAGAUGGAUCAAUGAGCAAUUGUAUACCAUUAGUUCUGGGGAUGCUUUGAGACUAGUUAGAGAGCAACCGCAGUUGUUCGAUGAGUAUCACGACGGGUUUAGAUCACAAGUCGAAUCUUGGCCGGAGAACCCUGUUAAUGUAUUUGUGGACCAAAUUAGGUCAAGAUGUGACAGACCUGUCAAUGCUCCAGGUGGGUUACCAGGUUUAAAAAACAAGGAAAUUGUAAUUGCAGAUAUGGGUUGUGGUGAAGCUCAGUUAUCAUUAGAAGUUAAUAAUUUUUUCCAAAAAUAUAACAAGAAAGUCAAGAGAUUUCAACAGAAACAAUGCACUGUGCACAGUUUUGAUCUAAAGAAAGCCAAUAAUCGGAUAACUGUUGCUGAUAUAAAAAAUGUGCCUUUAGAAGAUGGAUCGUGUUCCAUCGUUGUGUUUUGCUUGGCGUUAAUGGGUACAAAUUUCCUAGAUUUUAUAAAAGAAGCUUACAGACUAUUGGCACCAAGGGGUGAGUUGUGGAUAGCUGAAAUAAAAUCAAGGUUCGCUGAUCAAAAAGGGGAUGAAUUUGUUAAUGCAUUGAAGUUAUAUGGAUUCUUCCAUAAAAAAACUGAUGACGAAAAUAAGAUGUUUACUAGAUUCGAGUUCUUUAAACCACCACAAGAUAUUAUAGAAGAACGUAAAGCAAAAUUAGAACGUAAACAGAAGUUCGUAGAAGUAGAAACAGAAAAGGAAGAACUAGAGCGUAAGAGACGUAAAACUGCAGAAGGUCAAUGGUUAUUAAAGCCUUGUAUUUACAAACGUAGAUAG
This is a messenger RNA of Vanderwaltozyma polyspora DSM 70294, 1086 nucleotides long. It is a transcript of the gene RRP8, whose product is annotated as 25S rRNA (adenine645-N1)-methyltransferase. Gene Ontology annotation, biological process: ribosomal large subunit biogenesis; rRNA methylation. Lineage: Eukaryota; Fungi; Ascomycota; Saccharomycetes; Saccharomycetales; Saccharomycetaceae. Gene Ontology annotation, cellular component: nucleolus. The record is from RefSeq and is a predicted model, not a curated record. The transcript has a single exon. The coding region runs from base 1 to 1086 and encodes 361 amino acids. Gene Ontology annotation, molecular function: rRNA (adenine) methyltransferase activity.